AUGGCCACCAAAGAUUAUCCAUCAUUGUGGGGCUUCGGGACAACAAAAACAUUUAAAAUUCCUGUUGAACAUUUGGAUUUCAAGUAUAUUGAAAAAUGUUCAGAUGUUAAACACUUGGAAAAAAUUCUUUGUGUGCUCAGGUCUGGUGAGGAAGGAUACUAUCCUGAACUUACAGAAUUUUGUGAAAAGCACCUUUCAGGCUUAGCUCCUGGAAGUAGAGCUUUGAGGAAAGAUAAACCUGCAGCAACAGCAUCCAGUUUUACAGCAGAAGAAUGGGAAAAAAUUGAUGGUGACAUAAAGAGUUGGGUAUCAGAAAUUAAAAAAGAAGAUGAUAAAAUACACUUUCAUGAAACUGAAACAUUUCCAGCGGUAGAAGAUAAUUUGCCUCCAGUUCGCGGUUCAAACAGCCAUCUUCAUGUUGCCAAGGAAAAGAAUUCUAAAAGUAGACCAGCUAAAAAGAAAAUUCCGAGAGAUUAUGCAGAGUGGGAUAAAUUUGACGUGGAAAAAGAAUGUGCAAAACUUGAUGAAGAUAAAGACAGAACUGUAAUAAACAACAAAUCACAUUUGUCUAAAAUUGAGACAAGACUAGAUACAGCAGGUCUAACUGAAAAGGAAAAGGAUUUUCUAGCUACUCGUGAAAAGGAAAAAGGAAAUGAAGCUUUUAAGUCAGGAGAUUAUGAAGAAGCUGUAAAGUAUUAUACUCGGAGCUUAUCCGUGCUUCCCACCGUAGCAGCUUACAACAAUCGCGCUCAAGCAGAGAUCAAACUGCAGAACUGGAACAGUGCUUUUCAGGACUGUGAAAAGGUCUUGGAGUUAGAACCUGGGAACUUAAAAGCUCUUCUGCGCCGUGCCACCACAUAUAAGCAUCAAAACAAGUUCCAGGAAGCUAUAGAAGACCUGAAUAAAGUACUGGCUGUUGAACCUGAUAAUGAGUUGGCCAAAAAAACCCUGUCAGAGGUUGAAAGAGAUCUGAAAAAUUCUGAACCUGCAUCUAAGACUCAAACCAAGGGGAAAAGGAUGGUUAUUCAGGAAGUAGAAAAUUCAGAAGAUGAAGAUGAAAAGGACAGUGGAAUAAAACAUGAAGAUGGCAAUGGAGAUAAAAAGGCGGCGGAGCCGGCGGGAGCCGGGAGCGCCGCCGAGCCGCGCGCCAUGGGCAACAUCCAGAAGAAGCUGACGCGCAGGAGAGAGGGCGGCAAGCGGCCGGAGAGGGGCGCGCCGCGGCGGGGCCGGGCGCCAGGGGCCGGCGCGGACGAGCGGGACCGACCGCGGGCCCCGGCCCCGGCGGGCGGCGCCAACGGGCAGCCGGGCGGCGGGCGGGGCGCCGGGGAGCCCGCGGCCGGCGCGUCCCCGGGACCCGACGCGCCCCCGCCCGUGCCCUCUGCCCCGACGGGCCCCGCCGCCCUGAAGAGCCAGGGCAACGAGCUCUUUCAGAAUGGGCAGUUCUCCGAGGCGGCGCUCAAGUACUCGGCGGCGAUCGCGCAGCUGGAGCCCGCAGGAAGUGGAAGUGCAGCCGAUCUAAGUAUCUUAUAUUCAAAUAGAGCAGCAUGUUACCUCAAAGACGGAAACUGCAGUGGCUGUAUUCAGGAUUGUAACAGGGCCCUGGAACUUCAUCCAUUCUCUAUCAAGCCUCUUCUUCGACGAGCAAUGGCCUAUGAAACUGUAGAGCAGUAUCAGAAAGCUUACGUGGAUUAUAAAACAGUGUUGCAAAUAGACUGUGGAAUCCAGAUAGCAAAUGACAGUAUUAACAGGAUAACAAAGAUUUUGAUCGCUCUGGAUGGCCCAAACUGGCGGGAGAAGCUGCCGCCCAUUCCUGCUGUGCCCGCCUCCGCACAAGUGCGGGCUUGGCGGCCUGUGGUAGAGACGCCCCCAGACCAAGUGGGAGAUUCCUGUUGCCAUCCCCAGCCAGGCAUGCCAGAUGAAAAAGUAUUUAAAACCCUUAAAGAAGAAGGAAAUCAAUGUGUAAAAGACAAAAACUAUAAAGAUGCCCUUAGUAAAUACAGUGAAUGCUUGAAGAUUAACAACAAGGAAUGUGCCAUUUAUACAAACAGAGCCCUCUGUUACUUGAAGCUGGGCCAGUUUGAAGAGGCAAAGCAGGACUGUGACCAGGCCCUUCAGAUGGAUCACGGGAAUGUGAAAGCUUGCUAUAGACGAGCCCUUGCUCACAAAGGGCUCAAGAAUUAUCAGAAAAGUUUAAACGAUCUCAAUAAAGUUCUCCUACUAGACCCAAGUAUUGUUGAGGCAAAAAUGGAACUGGAAGAGGUUACCAGAAUCCUUAAUAUUAAGGAUAAUACAGCAUCAUUCAACAAAGAAAAGGAGAGAAGGAAAAUUGAGAUUCAAGAGGUGAGUGAAGGCCAUCAGGAAGAGCCUGAGGGGACCUUGAAGGAGGUCCCCAUGGACAGCCUUGCUUCUGAGAAGGGGGACACCAGCAACGGGCCACAGGAGCUCUAUGAGAAACUGCUGAUCUCCAAGCCUAACAAUGCCUACGAAUUUGGUCAGGUUAUGAACACCAUCAGCACGAGGAAAGAUCAAGGAGCCUGCGCACACCUGCUAGCCAUCACUGAACCGAAAGAUUUGCCAGUGUUGUUGAGUAACAAACUUGAAGGGGACACAUUCCUCCUCCUCCUCCAGUCUCUGAAAAGUCAUCUUAUUGAUAAAGAUCCCUCCUUGGUGUAUCAGCAUCUUUUAUAUCUGAGCAAAGCAGAAAGGUUUAAGAUGAUGUUGACACUAAUUAGCAAAGGCCAAAAGGAACAGAUUAAGCAGCUCUUUGAUGACCUCUCAGAUGCACCAAACAAACAUUUUACUUUAGAAGAUGUACAGGCCCUGAAAAGGCACUAUGAUCUUUAAAUCAAGAUAAUGGUUAGAUUUCUUCCAUGUAUGUAUGUGUUCCGGUAAUGCCAGUGAGAUGGUAUUGUAAUAGAGUUGCAUGGAUAAAACCUGGCUUAGAAAAGAUCCCUUGGU
This is a messenger RNA of Budorcas taxicolor (takin), 2958 nucleotides long. RefSeq names its product sperm associated antigen 1 (gene SPAG1). Gene Ontology annotation, cellular component: cytosol; mitochondrion. Bases 1 to 2844 code for a protein of 947 amino acids. The record is from RefSeq and is a predicted model, not a curated record. Gene Ontology annotation, molecular function: heat shock protein binding. The transcript has 18 exons. NCBI's taxonomy places the organism in Eukaryota, Metazoa, Chordata, Mammalia, Artiodactyla, Bovidae.